Molecule: messenger RNA, 1920 nt
Organism: Patella vulgata (common limpet)
Lineage: Eukaryota; Metazoa; Mollusca; Gastropoda; Patellidae
Product: ras-related protein Rab-5C
Exons: 6
Coding region: 422-1054 (210 amino acids)
Molecular function (GO): GTP binding; GTPase activity
Source: RefSeq, a predicted model, not a curated record
ACUACGUCAGUAGAUGGCGCGUUGUUCGUGACUAUUUGCUCGUCGAUUAAACUUGACUCAUGCUAUUUAGUAUCUUUGUCAAAAGACUCUGAAAAAUUUAUCUGAACUCCAUCGUGAGUAAUGGAUGCUUAAAAUGAACAGAUAUAUUAUACGGCUGUCUGUUAUUUGUGUGGAUUGAAAGUUUCGUUUAAGACAUUUAUUUAAAGACUACAUCAAGGGGGCGUAUCCUGUAUACGUAAUUUACUGUGUCCGGCUUCAAAGUAUACACUAAGCUACACAUAGUCUAAAGAUAAGUAAGGCAGUGGUGUAAUUGUUCAUAUGUUCAGUGCGUGUUAAGAGAAUUUAGCUGUUUAAUUGUUAUUUUAAAAUGUUAACUUUGAUGUUUAAAAUGGAACUAUUAAAUAUUUAAAACCAAAGCGUAAUGAGCAACAGACAGUCAGGAACGCCAAAUGGCGGUAAAAUACAACAUGUAAAACUGGUUUUAUUGGGAGACCAGGGAGUGGGAAAGUCUAGUAUAGCCCUUAGAUUUGUUCGUGGAGAGUUUAAUGAAAAUAAUGAAGCCACUGUUGGAGCGGCAUUUUUAACCCAAACUGUAAAUAUUAAAGAGCAUUCUAUGAAAUUUGAUAUCUGGGACACUGCUGGUCAGGAGAGAUAUCACAGUCUAGCACCAAUGUAUUAUAGAGGAGCCCAGGCUGCUGUUAUAGUUUAUGAUGUCACUGAUACUAAUACUUACGAACGAGCAAUAGCGUGGGUGAAAGAAUUACGUCAACACGCCAGUGCACAGAUUACAAUUGUUUUGGCUGGAAAUAAAGCCGAUAUGGCACCAGAAUCGCGAGCUGUUCAAUCUGAGGAUGCUCGACAUUUUGCUGAGAAUAAUGAUCUACAAUUUUUAGAAGCUUCUGCUAAAACUGGUAUGGCUGUUAGCGAGAUCUUUAUGGCAGUUGCCACUAAAAUAACAACAAAUUUAGAACACGGGGGACACAUCGACAGUAAAAAAGGAAUACAGCUUAAAGGUCGUACUAACAGUGACGCGAAGAAGAAAAAGUGUUGCUAAAAAGGGUUCUGUGUGGUGUAAAAGCUUUAGGGGACUGUUAACUUAUAGAGAACACUUUUCUAUGGUGUAUAUACAGUAAUUGAUUUGUAUAUAGUUAGUUUCUAUUUUUGUAAACCAGCAGUGUGGCUUUUUCUAAACAAGUAGUGUGGCUUUUUGUGAAAAAGACUCGACCAAACCUUUUUGAAAAACAACAUUGUCCUUUUAUAGUGUGUGUGCAUUAUGUCUUUUAUAUCGGUUAAUGAACGAUUUUAAUUGGUGAAUGAUAAUUGUUUAUGAUGAACUCAAUUAAUAAUAAAUAUGUUUAUAUUAUCCAAAAUCUAAUACUUCACAUCAUAUAUAAUUUGUUGGGGAGUGUAUUAAGGAUAAUUAUUGAGGAUAGGGCGGGUCUAUUUUAUAUACUCAUUAUUUGUUAUAUUUCUAAUAGUGUGCACCAAAUUUAAACAACUGCAUUUCUUUACACAGGGUAAACAUAGAUUGUAUAAACUUUGGCAUUUAUGUUUAACUCGAACAUUGCUUUUCUCGAAUAAAAAUACAGAGCCGUGAACAUCGACAUAACGGUUUGUAACUGUAUUAUAAUGAUUAUCACCCAAAAUGUUUUUAUGAAACAUUUUUUUUUUAUUGUUAUUAUAUUUUUAUAUAGUGCAUAUUAUAAGGUGAAAUAAUAAAUCGAUUAUGGUAUUAAUAUUAAAUUUAUGUAUUUGAUCCAAUGAAUCGCACUUUUGUAUAUUUUGUACAUACUCUAGAAGCAAAGGAUGUUUAUUAACAAUGUCCUGUGUGACAUCUACACUAGAUCUAAUGACGUUUUAUGUGUGAAUCAAAGCCGAUGGAUCAAAAUAAAUAAAUAAAACGUUAAAAUGUAGAUAAAG